AUUCACAGUAUCUUAUCACAGAUUCAUUCCGUUUUAGUACAUUCAAUAAUUUAUUAACACCAUUUAUUCUCUAAAAAGCCUUGAUUCAAGCACCACCGAUCAUGUCUGUAACUCUAGAAGAAGGUAAACCUAACACUCAAACUCAAAACGAAGAAAUUAAAAAAGUUUCAGGUUUGGGUGUUAGACAUGUACAAAUUGCUCUGCUUUUUUCAUUGUUAGCCAUAGCUUAUGCACAGAGAGUGACAUUAUCCGUAGCAAUUGUCGCAAUGUUAGACGAGACCGCAUCUCCUAAUCCAGACAUUCCUACCUUCAAAUGGAAGACAAAAAGCGUUAUUCUCUCUUCCUUCUUCUGGGGGUACAUAUGUUUACAAAUUUUUGCAGGACAAAUUGGCAAGAAAUAUGGUACCAAAUGGAUAGCUUUCAUUGCAAUGUUCAUAAAUGCAACAGCUUGCGUAGUAAUUCCACCUGUGGCUGAAUACAUUGGAUCUUAUGGUGUCAUGGCUUGUAGAAUGAUUCAGGGAUUGUCCCAAGGAUUUUUCUUUCCCUCGGUCCACAACAUACUAGGACAGUGGGCUCCUUCGGAUGAGAGGUCCGUACUUGGAACAAUAGCUUUUGCAGGACCUUCAUUAGGAACUAUAGUUUCUAUACUCAUUACGGGAGCCAUAUGUUCAUCUUGGUCCGGUUGGCCUCUAGCGUUCUAUCUUUUCGGAGCUCUGGGAUACGCUUGGAUGCUAGCCUGGGUCCUGCUUGCUGCCAACACUCCUGCGAGUCAUCCGAAAAUUUCUAAAGAAGAACGAGAAUAUAUUCAAAAGAGUUUAAGCGUUAAUGAAAAUGAUGAGAUUUCAGAGACUCCAUGGAAAAGUAUUUUCACUUCUGUACCGGUGUGGGCUUUCAUUGUUGCCAUGUUUGGACAAAAUUGGGGUUAUUCAACUUUACUCACGGAAAUACCUAGCUACGUGAAGUCAAUUAUGAACGUAGAUAUAGCACAUAACAGCGUCCUCUCUGCAGCGCCGUACUUGGCUUCAUUUAUAUUGAGUUUUGUAUUUGGGGCUAUUUCAGAUUUUAUAAUUAACCACGAAUAUGUAACCAGAGAAAAUGCAAGGAAACUAUUCAAUACAAUUGGCACCGUAGUACCAUCAAUUGCACUAGUAACCUUAGGAUUUUUAGAUGAGAAUCAACUAUCUUUAUCAGUUACUAUGUUAGUAAUUGCAGUAGGAGUGAAUGCUGCUUGUUUCGCAGGAUUCCAAAUAAAUCCUGUCGAUUUAUCACCAAAAUUUUCUGGAGUUCUUAUGGGUAUAGGAAAUGGUUCAUCUAAUACUUUUUCAAUUAUAGCACCGCUAUUGGUUCAAUUUGUUGUUGCAGAUGAUGAGACAAAUAAAAAACUAUGGAGGAUUAUCUUCAUCACUGCAGCUUGCAUUUACACUGCCUCGGAUAUUUUUUACGUCAUCUUUGCAUCAGGAAAAGUGCAGUACUGGAACGAUUUGGAGCAGGUAGCCAAAACUGAUAAGAAAAAAGAAAAAUUACAUGAAGAAGCGUUGAAUUCAAAAUAAAUUAAUAUUUAAUAAGUAAUUGAAAUCUGUGAUAUGCAACUUAUGUAACUCAUAAGUAUUAAGUAAUUGUAGGUUUCUGUGUUAAAAUUUUUUCUAUAUUCAAUUUUUUGGAUCGAAGACAACUGAAAGUCAAAAUACAUAUUAUUUAUAUCUCGAAACAGUUUAUUUAAAAGUAUUUUUCUACAAGCGUGCGAGAAGAUGAUCUUCUCGCACGCAACUUAAACUGUAUGUUGCACCUAAUGUCAUUAUACAGGUUAAUUCUCUAUUUUAGAAAUAAAUGCGCUUGUAGAAAAAAUGUUGAUCGUAACACGUGCUAGAAGCACUUUUACGUACUCACCUGCUUACCCGUAAAAGUGCAUCUUCUAGCACUUGUUGCGAUAACUACUAUUUUGUAUACACUCAAACAUGUAAAAAUUGUUUUAUAACCUGUGAAUUUAAUGUACAAACUAUAUUUAAAAGCAUAGUUUAUUAAAUUUGAGCUAACAGCACUUCAAUAAAAAAUAAAAAUUCAUAUUUUUUUAAUAAAAUUUAAUUCACUUUGCAGUUCGCAAAAAUGAAAAGAAAAGGCUGAGUCACCGGCUGAUAUGAAUACUAAAGGACCUGAUCCCACAUUCUAUUCUUCGGUCCUCUUUGUGAACGAUGUUUUUAUUAACAUCUGCAAUAACACAAAUUUUUAUUUUUUCUACACACAAAUUUAUUGAUUUUUCCAACUAUAUGUUGUCUUUGUAUCUCCUAUCGUUUGACUCUAAUGUGGGUACAUACCUUAUAACAUUUAUUAAACUUGAAUUUUUAAACUUUAUACAUAUAUGCCAAAUGAUGACCAGGAUCAAGAUUGCCGAAAAGAGUUUGUUUUAAUGUUAUAAUUUUAUGUAGUAUCGUUUUUGAGUGUUUCUUUUAUUCGCGAUUCUAACUGA
Psylliodes chrysocephalus is the source of this 2464-nucleotide messenger RNA. The record is from the annotation of a GenBank genome assembly. NCBI's taxonomy places the organism in Eukaryota, Metazoa, Arthropoda, Insecta, Coleoptera, Chrysomelidae.